This is a messenger RNA of Phyllopteryx taeniolatus (common seadragon), 4094 nucleotides long. RefSeq names its product phosphatase and actin regulator 2 (gene phactr2). Lineage: Eukaryota; Metazoa; Chordata; Actinopteri; Syngnathiformes; Syngnathidae. The record is from RefSeq and is a predicted model, not a curated record. Gene Ontology annotation, molecular function: actin binding. The transcript is spliced from 12 exons. Gene Ontology annotation, biological process: actin cytoskeleton organization. Bases 127 to 1872 code for a protein of 581 amino acids.
GCUCACACAAAUAUACACGCACACAACGAGUCAAGUUUGAACAAGCUGAGCAGGAAAGGAAGGUGUAGGCGUUUAAGUGAACGUGGCACCUUUCUCAGUGUUUUUUGGGGGGGGGUUCAGGCCACCAUGGAGGAGGAAGAGUGGGACACUCUCACGGAGCUGAAGGCCUCCCCUGCCCUGCGACCCGAGUCCAGGUUCCGCUCCCUAAGCGAUGCUUCAGGCUUUGCCACCAGAAUCCUGUGGAGGCUCAGAGGAGCUCGCGCAGUUGAUGGUUUGGAGAAAUCGUCAUCACUGGCCAACUGCGAUGUGGUAUUGGACAGCGGCGGCGACGCCCACAAUGCACCUGAGUCACGGCAGCAGCGAGGAAAGCUGUCCACUCUAGGCAGACUCUUCAAACCCUGGAAGUGGAGGAAGAAAAAGAGCAGCGACAGGUUCCAGGAUCUCUCCAAAGUUUUGGAGAGAAAAAUCUCAACGAGACAAACCAGAGAGGAGCUCAUCAAGAAGGGCGUGCUUGUCCCAGAACAAGCAAAUGAGCCCGUCAGCAGGGAAAUCCAGAAUGGUCACGCCAGCUCCAGCGUGUCACCGGAGGAGGUCAAAGUUGAGAUUGAAAUCAAAUUCACCCAAGCUGUGGACCCUGCUCCUGGCCCUGUGAGCACCGUGGACAAAAGAGCCAAGUCCUCUCAUCCAAAGAAGACGCAAGGAAGUGCAACGAAAACCACCACCACCUCCUACUCCACUGUCCCUCCUCGCUCUCGCGCACCCAAGGACGGUGAGUCGCAUAGCAGAGGUGACAACACUCGGACCAGCCGUAAAGCAGAAGCCAAUUCUCAGAAAGCUUCUGCGGAGAUUCCCGGCCAGCCAGAAGAAGUCAACUCCUCGGACCCCCACGGGAGCUCUUCUCAAGUUUCUCUCCCCGAAGUUGAGGAGACUCCUGUUGUUUUUCAAGCCGCACCAGAGGAAAAAGCUCCUUGCGGCGAUUCAUCUGCGGGCCAAGAGACCCUCAGAGAUGCAUCCCUCGAGCCUGUCGUCCACUCCCCACACAUCAACACUGCCACAGAGGACACUUCCUUCACAGAGGGGGGCGCUGAGGGCAAUGCCCAGCAGGAGAAAGUUGAGAAGACCAGAGGGGAGGCAGGAGAGGCGCAAGAGGAAAACGGCGAGGCUGCUGAGGAGACACACUCAAGCCCAGCUGAUGUGUACACCGUGAAGCCGCAGAGCCACAGCGUGAACAUCCAACAGGCAGAGGUGACGGUGAUCCCCGACCGGCCGACGGAGAGCCAAGCCAGCGACUCGGACUCAGACGGACCCAUCCUGUACCGCGAUGACGACGAGGAGGAGGAAGAGGAGGAGGACGAGUACCUCAACAGCUCUCUGGCCAGCAGAAUCCGGCGACGGGACACCCUGAACAUCAAACUGGGCAACCGGCCCAGCAAGAGGGAGCUGGAGGAGAAAAACAUCCUGCCGCGAAGCUCUGAGACGGAAAGACACGAGCUCCGCCAGCAGAUCGGCUCCAAGCUUGUCAGGCAGUUGAGCCAAAGACCAACCACUGAGGAGCUAGAGCAGCGGAACAUCCUCAGACAGAAAAACGAAGUGGAGGAGCACGAAGCCAAGCAGGAGAUUAAAAGGAAACUCUCCAGAAAGCUCAGCGUGCGGCCAACGGUGGCCGAGCUCAUCGCUCGAAGAAUCCUGCGUUUUAACGAGUACGUGGAGGUCACAGACGCCAAGGACUACGACCGCCGGGCGGAUAAGCCGUGGACGCGACUCACACCCGCUGACAAGGCGGCCAUCCGCAAGGAGCUGAAUGAGUUCAAGAGCAGUGAAAUGGAGGUGCAUGAAGACAGCAAACAGUUUACCAGAUUUCACCGGCCUUAAUGAGAACUGGACAUCAGCAUCAAAAGCCCCCCCAAACAAAGAAAAGUCCACCAGGCCAUCAGACCUGCUGCUGUCAGUCAGUCUGGUCAUUCCACUCAGUGUACUUACUUGUGCAGUAACAACAAAUUCAGGUUUGUCUUAAGGCCCUGGGCUCCCCGUGUGGCCCACUCGUGGAACUUUAUUGCACAUACUGUACCUAUACUCAGAAAAGUGGAGUCCCGUUAAGAGUGAUUUAUUUAUUACAGAGUGGGAGGAGGACUUGCUGGAAAACGUGUUUGUUUUUUGUUUCGCGCCGAGAGGUGUAAAAUGGUGCGUUAUUACAGGUAUGAAUGUGACUAAAGAGAACUGCAGAUGCUACAGUAUGCUUUGUUCUGACCCGGAGCACCAACCAAUGGAUCAUGAGGAGCUGUUGUCAAAUGAUUGGGCCACUAGAGGGCAUUACGACAUAAGCACAUUUGCUUGCUGAGCUGCCAUAGUAGGUAAACUGCUGUGGAGCGAAGAAGGACCAUGCCUAUGAGACCUCUGUUGCAUUAAUAAAUGCUAAAAAAAAAAAUCUCUUAAGUGCUUGAAAUACUCUUUGAAAGUUGCACUUUUUAAGCUUUUAAAUCAGUUUCAAUCAGUUUAGCUUUCUUCACGCAGUGUCUUGUGUCAAAAAGCUAAUAAUACCUUACAAAAACAAAGAGGCACUAAAUCAAUAAACUCGCCAUGAAGUAGUAUUCUUUUCCCAAUUUCAUUUCCGCAAACAUUCUUUUUUCUAUGUCUAUCUGCCCUUGGUGGUUUGGACCCCUUAUGACAUAGCAGUCGAUAUUUUGCCCUACUUUUUAUCGCACUCAUGUUAAAUGCUGAUGAAUCAUCUCGCAUUCAGAGCACAAUUCCAUUAACCAAGCUACGGCGACCUCAGUUGAAAAAGUACGUCUCUACGCUAUGCUGCUUAGAUCCCUACAAUGCUGUAUUUGUGUAAUUGUGUAAAAUUUGUCAAUCUACAACGUGCUAUUAAAGAAGAGUCAGUGGUAUGGAGGCAGACACGACGGCUAAGAUUCCCAUUAUCCUAGCCAUAAGUGUCCCCCAUUUUACAGGCUCUAGUUCCACAUUUUGUGAGUUAAUCUGUGUUAUUUCCUGACAAUGCACAAUGUUUUUCAGGUAACCGUGACAACUUUUGAGUUGAGCGCUAGCUAAGUAGCCGGCUAACUCAGUUGUGCUAACUUGUUAAGAAGCACUUUGUCGCUUUCCAGUGAACAGAACAUAUCUCUACAUACUGCGAGUUAGUCAAACUCAAAUAAUUUCUAGAUGCAUGUUUUUAUUCAAGGACAACUGUGAGUUAGUGAACUAGUUGGCUAAUUCGCUUGUGUUAACCUGUCAAGGAGAUAAACUAUAUUCUACGCUACGCUGCUUACAUCCCUAAAUGCUUUUUUUUGCGUAACAUUGAUCAAGCCAUGAUUUGCCAUUAAAGGAGAGAUGCCAGUUUGGAGGGAGGCAGCAUUAGCAUUCUACUAGCUCAAAGCUAAAAAAUAAAAUGUCUACCUUUUACAGGCACAUUGGAUAAUUCCAGAGCUGAAAUUCUCUGUACUUAGCAUACAACUGGAAGGUGUUGACAUUAGACCUAAGUAUUCUUGUCUGAUUAAUCUGGACACAUGUUAACUCGCUAACAAGUCUCACCAUUGAGUGUUUAUGCUGAGCUAAAUCACCUUGCUGGAGCUAAAACCAAAGUGAGGCACCGUAACUUCAAAUUGUGAAUUACUGCGAGUGAAGUGGAAGUAUUUAAGAGCAAAGUGACCUUUGUUUUAAGAGAGGAGACUUUGUCUAAACAACCAGAGAGUUGGCUCGAUUUUUGUGCAUUUGCGUCUAUACACCAAAUAGGCCAUAAGGUUCAGUUAAUGAUGAUUUGUCACUGUGUGUGUUUGAGAUGAGCAAACCUUGUCCAUGUGCAAACAUAAACUCUCAAAUCCAAAACAGUCAAAUACAAAGUUGAUGUCAUGUUCCUGCUAGCGUGGUAGCGUGACAAAAAGUGAUUGACAGUCUCAUCAGGAAAUGUACAAGUGUAUGUGUUGUUGCUGCUUCUUUGUAUGUACGUAUAACCUAAAGUCAUGUACAGUCGAACAGUAUUCCUUCUUUAUGUAUGAUGUACUGUAUAUUGAUUAUUUUGUACAGAAUGUAUAUGGAGCAUGUGCAUACACGGUCAAUUUUAUGCUACAAUACAACUAUGAUGUAAUUGUUUUAAAUUA